AUGAAGUUUGCUAAGUUUUCAGUUCUUCUCCUGAUUUUCUUUAUUUUCCCGGUCGCAUUCGGGCAGCUAAAAAUCGGGUUUUACAGCCAAUCAUGCCCUAAUGCAGAGACUAUCGUACAGGGCCUGGUUAGCGCACGGUUUGGUCGUGACCCCUCAAUCACAGCCGCUUUGACUCGGAUGCAUUUUCACGACUGUUUUGUUCAGGGCUGCGACGCUUCUCUCCUCAUAGACCCAUCGACGACGAAUCAAGAUACGGAAAAAACCGCAGGCCCAAACGGCAGCGUGAGAGGGUUCGAUCUGAUGGACGAGAUCAAGACCGCUCUCGAGGCUCAAUGUCCGAACACGGUCUCGUGCUCCGACAUAAUCACGCUCGCCACACGUGACUCCGUCUUGUUAGGUGGAGGACCGAGCUACAAGGUCCCUACGGGACGACGUGAUGGCUUUGUGUCGAACAAACUAGACGCCGAAAGGAUCCUCCCCGGACCAGCCCUCCCCGUCCCAGAUAUGGUAACGUUCUUUGCAAAUAAAGGGCUUAACGUUUUCGAUGGGGUGGCUCUUUUGGGUGCACACACGGUUGGCAACGGUUUUUGUGGUAAUUUUGUGGACCGGCUCAACAAUUUCCAAGGAACCGGACAGCCUGACCCCACCAUGGACCUCGGUUUGGCUGCCAGGCUAAGGAAUACAUGUUCGGCGGGAGGCAGCCAAUUUGCGGCGCUGGACCAGUCAACGCCAUUAGCGCCAUUCUCAUUCGACAACUUGUUCUUCGCUCAGAUCAGAGAGAGGAAAGGAGUUUUGCUACUUGACCAUCUGCUUGCGACCGACCCAGCCACUUCCGGUGUUGUGUUUCAGUACGCGAGCAACAACGAACUAUUCAAACGCCAGUUUGGUAUCGCAAUGGUGAAGAUGGGAGCCAUUGACGUGCUGACCGGUACAGCCGGUGAGAUCAGGAAGAAUUGUAGGGCAUUCAACUAA
Messenger RNA from Microthlaspi erraticum, 972 nucleotides. The record is from the annotation of a GenBank genome assembly. Lineage: Eukaryota; Viridiplantae; Streptophyta; Magnoliopsida; Brassicales; Brassicaceae.